Messenger RNA from Carassius auratus (goldfish), 7101 nucleotides. RefSeq names its product A-kinase anchor protein 9-like. The record is from RefSeq and is a predicted model, not a curated record. Gene Ontology annotation, molecular function: molecular adaptor activity. Gene Ontology annotation, biological process: signal transduction. NCBI's taxonomy places the organism in Eukaryota, Metazoa, Chordata, Actinopteri, Cypriniformes, Cyprinidae. Bases 185 to 7018 code for a protein of 2277 amino acids. The transcript has 39 exons.
GCGAGUCUCGUGUGUUUACGUGGAGAAACAUGGCGGCGACGGUGACAGCAGAAUCGAGUAAAACACUGAAGAAGUCCCACAGAUUUACCGUUUGAGCCGAAGCGGACCACAUGUCAGCGCGCCGCGUUUAGCACUUUUCUGACGCGCGUCUCUCCGUGUUUUAGCCGCAGGAACCGCGGAGACGAUGGAAGACGAGGAGCGACAGAAGAAACUACAGGCCGGCAAAGCGAAGCUGGCCGAGUACCGUCAGAGGAAAGCUCAAUCCGAUGGCCAGAAGAAGCAGAAGAAGAAGAAGAAGAAGCCUGAAGCGGACGCAGAGGAGCAGAGAGGAGAUCAGACCACAGUGAUGUCUCUCUCUAAGACCCUGAGGAGCGGAGAAACAGUCACACACCAGCAGACCUACUCCAUCCAGCCCGAGAGUGAAGUGUCCACGACCGCUGAAGACUGCUCCUCUGAGGUAAAUGGUUUCCACGAGAGGACUUCCUGUGUGAUCAGGGAGGAAGAUCUGGAGGGGUUCGAAGCGCACAUGGAGCCUCCGAGCCCCAGACAGGACGUGGAGGACGAGCUGGCCGCUAAGAGCCUGGCCCUGGAGGAGCUGAGGAGUGAGCUGGAGGACAUCAGGUUUGGAGCUGAAGGAGUGCAGCAGCUGCAGGACUUUGAGGAAGCGCUGAAACAGAGGGAUGAAAUCAUCACGCAGCUCACCUCCAAUCUGCAGCAGGCUCGAACCGAGAAGGAGGAGGUGAUGAGGGAGUUUCUGGAGCUGACGGAGCAAAGCCAGAAGCUCCAGCUUCAGUUCCAACAGCUGCAGGCCGGUGAGAUAAUGCGUAGCUCCAACAUCAGCUCCACCGCUGCAGAUCUGCUCCAGGCCCGUCAGCAGAUCACGCUGUACCAGCAGCAGCUGGACGAGAGGGACGCACAGGUCAGAGGUCACCAGGAGAAGACGCAGGAGCAGCUUCUAUUGAUCACGCAGCUCCAGGAGAGUCUGAGUGAAGCAGAGAGGCUCCGCACACAAUCUGAAGAAUCGUUUGCUCAGAGUUUACGAGAAAAGGACUCGCUGAAUACUGAACAUCAGCGUCUGAUAACACAGCUUCAGGAUCAGCUUCUGUCUUCCAAACAACAAGUGGAGGAAGUCAACAAACAUCUGUCAGUGAAAACCCAAGAGCUAGACGCCUGUGAAAAAGAGCUGUCCGCGUCCAGACAGAAAGAGCGCAUGUCGUCCGGAGAAAUCCUGCAGCUGAUGAAGAGCGUGGAGGAGCUCCAGCAGCGCUGCCAAUCAGAGAGACUCGAGGACGACUGGAGACGCCGGAUGGAGACGCUGAGAGGCGAACUGGACGAGAUGUACGGUCAGCAGAUCGUGGAGAUGAAGCGGGAGCUUCGCACGCAACACACGACAGAGCUGGAGCGAAUCCAAGCGCAGCACUGCUCAGAAACGGAGAAGAUGGUCCAUCAGCAUCAGUCAGAGCUGGAGAGGUGUAAAGCUCAGCUGUUCCAGAGCGCCGGAGACGCCAACGUGCUAAACGUGAAGCUCGUCGAGCUCCAGAAGAAGCUGCAGGAGACGCUAGUGUUGCGAGAAAAGGCGGAGCAAGAGCUAGCGCAGACGAGAACAGAUAAACUCGGUCUGGCGCAGGAGUUGGAGCGAUUGCGCGACGAGCUGCAAAGAGCAGAAAUACAGAGCCCAGAGAAAAUACAACACACUGUUAGCGACCUGCGGGCGCAGCUAGAUUCGGCGCACAAAGCCAACGGCGAACUAGAAGCCAAGCACGAAUCAGAAAUCACCAACUAUAAGAUCAAACUAGAGAUGCUAGAGCGGGAGAAAGACGCGGUGCUGGACCGCAUGGCCGAGUCGCUGGAGUCCGAGCUGGAUCUCUUGAGAACGCAGCUCUUGUUCAGCCACGAGGAGGAGCUCUCACGACUCCGAGACGACCUCACACGGGAAAACCAGCUCAACGCGGAGAACCUGCGCGACGAGAUGGACACGAGACACCGCGAGGCUCUGGACCAGCUGCGGUCGGUGGAGAGCGAGAGAGCGGCGCUAGCUUCAGAGAGACUCGCGCUGCUCCAGGACAUCGCCCGCCUUUCCUCGGACAACGAACAGAUGUGUGCGCGACUGAACGAGCUUCAGGAGGAGACGGAGAAGCAGAGAAACACCUUCUCCUUUGCUGAGAAGAACUUUGAGGUGAACUACCAGGAGCUGAAGGACGAGUACACGUGCCUCGUGAACGCUAAGCUACAGCUCGAGCGGCGCUUGGAACGUGAGACGGAGGUCAGAGGUCACGAGGAGGUGGACGGGAAGACGCUGAUGGAGAAACACACCACAGAGCUGAUGGAGAAGCUGGAGACGGCCGAGAAGGAGAAGAAGAGCUUGACCGAGCGUCUCUCGCUGAUGGAAGCGGAGCUGGAGACGCUGAAGAGAGGCAGAGAUGAAGAGCUGGGGUCUGAGACACAUGUCCACAUGAGGAGCGAGAGAGACAGCGCACACAUGAGGAGCGAGAGAGACAGCGCACACAUGAGGAGCGAGAGAGACAGCGCACACAUGAGGAGCGAGAGAGACAGCGCACACAUGAGGAGCGAGAGAGACAGCGCACACGCAGCAGCGCAGGAGGAACAGGUGUUGAUGGGAGACGCUGUCAGAGUCUCGCUCAUGAUGCAGCCGCAGGAAAUGGACGGCUCUGAUCAUGAUGAGUGUCGUCUGCAGCUGGAGGCUCAGCGCAUCAGUCUGUCUCAGAUACACACCGCUCAGCUCGAGCUGCUCAGAGAGAGUCUGUGUGAGCAGACACCGGAGGAGAUGAGGAGAGAUGACGGUCAGCGCGCAGGUCGUGUUUCUCCUGUUCCUGCGGAGCUCAAGUCCGAGUCUGAUGAGUGCUCUGAGCGUCUGGAGAUCGAGCGGCUGAAGAGCUACUAUCAGCAGCAGAUGGAGGAGACGCAGGAGCGCUUCACAGCCGAGAUCCUCCUGCUGCAGAGCAGACUCCAGGAGCUCACAGGAGCCGGAGAGGUCUUCAGCAUGCCGAGUAUCUGUCCGCCGCAGACGAGAGACGAGCAGCGUGAACCUCUUCAGGAGGAGAGACUGAGAGGAGUGUGUGGUCUGGAGGAGCCUGAGCUCAGACGUCUGGAGGAGGAGAUCUCCAAGGUGAUCGUGCAGAUGUCGGUGGAGUUCGCCCAGCAGACUGAAGAGACUCGGAUCAGCAGACAGAGCCGAGAGACGAGCGCUGGGACACAGACGGACAGCAGAGAGGAAGAGGAGGACCCACUGAUGAAGUCUCCUGAAGAAGAGCACAGACCACAGGAGGAUGAGGAGGAGUGUCUCAGAGCGUCACACACACUUCAGCUGGAGCAGAACACACUCCUGACGGCUCAGAUACACACUCUCACCCAGCAGCUCCUGCAGACGGAGCUGGAGCUGCAGCAGACCGAGAGACACAGAGAUCAACACCUGCUUCCCAGCAUGCAAAGCUGCAGCACACAGACGGAGCAGACGCAAGAGGAGGAGGAGGAGGAGGAGGUCAGAGGUCAGGGAAGAGCUGUGACCAUGGAGCCGGAGCUCUCGUCUGAUGAGGUCAUCACUGAGAGGGAUGCUCUGUGUCUGGUGAACGCUCGUCUGCGUCAGGCUCUGCUCGAGGUGCUGAAGACCACCGCUGCGGUCGAGGAGACCAUCGGCCGUCAUGUGCAGAGGAUCCUGGAGGCGUCCAGCGAGGGUCAGGACACAGACGUGUCCCCUGAGGGUUUCCUCAGCAGAGAGACCGAGAGAGACGAAGAGCUGGAGCUGUGGCUGAAGAUCCAGGGGGCGGGGCUACAGCUGCAGGGGGCGGAGCUCCCGCCAGAGGGGGAGGGGUUUCUGAUGAGCAUCAGCACACGACUGCAGAGCGCUGUGGAGAAGCUGCUCAUCACCAUCACUGAGACCAGCACUCAGCUGGAGCAUGCUCGGAUCACACAGACGGAGCUGAUGAGGGAGAAGUUCAGACACAGUGAAGAGAUGGAGGAGCUGCAGCACAGACAGGAGGAGCUCCAGGAGCGACUGUGUGAGGAGGAGAGAGCAAGAGAACAACUGGCACUGGAGCUACACACAGCUGAAGGAGUGAUUGACAGCUACAGCGGCGAGCGUCUGGCGCUCGAGCAGCAGAUCCGCGAGCGAUCCGAGCUACAGCUGCAUCUGGAGCAGGAGCUGUGUGUGACCGCUAGCCGUCUGCGUGAACUGGAGCAGGAGCGUCUGCAGAUUCACCACGAGCACGAGCUACUGUCUCGCCAGCAGGACGCCAUGAGAGAGGGGGCGGGGCCUCGAGAGCUGCACCUGCUGGAAGAGACAGAGAAGCUGAUGGCGGAGAAGGUGGAGGUGCAGCGUCAGGCGCAGAAGGAGAGCGGGGAGCUGCUGCAGCAGGUGAAGCAUCUGGAGGCGGAGCUGGAGGAGCAGGUGAGCCGUCUGCAGGAGCUGCAAGAGACGCACAGCACAGAGACGACCGACCUGAGGCAGCAGAUACAGGCUUUAGAGAAGCAGCUGGAGAACAACCGCAAGUUCAUGGACGAGCAGGCGGCGGACAGGGAACACGAGCGAGAUGUCUUUCAGCAGGAGAUUCACAACCUGGAGCAGCAGCUGAAGAAUCCCACCAAAACACAGACAGGAAGUGACCGACGGGACAGAGAGGUGCAGGAGCUGAGCGCGGCGCUGCAGGAGAAGGCAGACUGGUGCAGUGAGCUGUUGUUGAGCUCGGAGCAGCUGCAGAGAGAUGUGUGUGAGAGAGACGAGGAGAUCGAGACGCUGGGAGCACGUCUGAGGGAGCUGGAGCACACACUCAUGCACAGGGUGGAGGAGGUCCAGCAUGUGUCUAUGGCGAGCAGGGCAGACGUCACACUGGAAGCACAGCUGCAGACAGAGAGAGAGGCUCUAGACAGGAAGGAGAAAGAGCUGGUGAAUCUGGAGGAGCAGCUGGAGCAAUCCAGAGGAAGGAGGAUCAGCGUCCAUCAGCAGGAUCAGGCCCGGCUCGCUCAGGUGUUGGAGGAGAAGGACAGGCAGAUAGCCGUCCUAAACGAGCAGCACACUGGAACAGACCCUGAGAAAGAGGCGGAGGAGGAGAAGGACGAGGUUCUGCGAGAGAUGGAGGCGCAGGUGGAGUGUCUGAGGAGCGAGCAGGAGCGUCUGAAGAGGGACAGCGAGGAGGAGGUGGAGCAGCUCAACGCCGUCAUCGAGAAGCUGCAGCAGGAGCUGACACACAUCGAGCUCAAGCAGCGUCAGGACGAGAGCGAGGAGAUGAAGCAGAGGAUGGAGGAGUCUCUGAGGGAGAAGAGCGCUGCGCUGGUGGUGCUGCAGGCCCAGGUGCAGGCGCUGGAGGAGAGCGCAGGGUCACAGGUCACCAGCUUGAGUCAGCGGGUGGAGGAGCUGGAGACCAGUCUGGAGCAGAAGGACUCAGAGCUGCACACAUGCAGGUUGAAGGUGGAACAAGCGCAAACGGACGCCGACGCUCUGUACGCUAAAGUGACUCAGCUGGAGGAGAAACUCAGGGAGAAGGUGGCCACUGUUCUGGUCUGUCAAGCACAACUGGAAGCCGUCCAGAUGCAAACCAAAGAGCUCCACGCCGAGGCCCACGCAGGAGAAGCCAUGGGCCCCAGCACGCAGCAGCGGUCGGAGGGCCUCACGGCGCAGGACGGAGCCUCCACAGGGAAGACAAGUCUGCUGACGGAGAAGCUGACGGAGCUGGAGGAGGGUCUGAGCGGGAUGCAGAAGGACCAGGAGCUGCAGAAACAGCUGUUGAGCAGCUCUGAGGAGGAGGUGAUGGAGUACGAGAGGAGGUUAGCCGUGAUGAUCGACCUACUGAACCACAUGAGAAGCAGACCUUCCCAUCACAGACUGGUGUCAGGUGAGGCCAGUCAGUCGCUGUCAGAGCAGCUGCAGGAGGUCAAAGGUCAAGCUGCGUCCACUCAAGAGGAGCUGAGCUGCUACAGAGAACUGAGGCACAAGCUUCAGGAGGAGAUGGAGGUCUCGGCGAGCACGCGUGAUGAAGACGCUGCUCAGCUGCUCCAGGAGCUGCAGGAGGUCAGAGGUCAAGCGAGCAGCAGACUGCAGGAGCUGGAGAGCAGCAGGGAUCAGAGCGUCAGACUGCAGGAGCUGCUACAGGAGCGAGAGAUGAGCAUCGCUCUGCUGAAGGAUCAGCUACACCGGGCCUCACAGGAGAGCGAUCAGUCCACGGCCGAGCUGCUACAGGAGCUGCAGGAGGUCAAAGGUCAAGCGGCCGCCACCAAAGAGCAGCUGAGGAGCUCCCAGGAGCGCAGCCUCAAACUGCAGGAGGAGAUCGAGGUCAGAGACGCCUCCAUCGCUGAGCUGAAGGACACGGUUCAUGAGCUCCAGACCGCUUUAGCCAAAUCCAGCGAGGAGCCGGCCCAGCCCAAACAGAAAGGAGAGCCUCCUGGGAUGGACAGAAGCACAAGGAAAGAGCAGCAGGAGCUGAUGCUGGGAUACGAGGAGAAGAUCGCACAGAUGCAGGAGCUGCACGCGGCUGAGAUCCUGGACAUGGAGUCCAGACACAUCUCUGAGAGCGAGAGUCUGCGGAGAGAGAGCCAGCGUCUGGAGGACGAGUGUGGAGCGCUGAGAGACGCCAUCCACACCCUGCAGAGGUCACAGGCUCCAUCAGUGAGGUCUGAACGUCCAGACGUCUCUCCGAUUAAAGAUGGAUACACCAGCGACAGCGGUUCAGACUGGAGUCAGCGAGCAGGAUAUGAUCCGCACCGCAGCACACCUGAAGGAGCGCGCCGAGACACGGACACAGAGCUCCUGCCCGACACCAUCAAGAGUCUACUGCGUGAGGUGCAUCAGGAGGGCAUGCAGGUGCUGUCUCUGACCGAGCUCCCGCUGACCGAAGAUGAUCCACCUCCACAGAGCAGAGAGAGAGAAAACACCACCCUCAUCAACACCAUCCAGUCUCUACAGCUCCUCAUCAGCACACUGCAGACACACACACAGCUGGAUGUGGACUGGAGAGCGGAGCUGCUUUCAGCCGUCAGCAGGUGUUUGUUCAGGAGCGAGACGUGCUGAAGAACCUCUUAUACUCUCAUCUGGAGCGACUGGACACGGCUGACGCGGUCACUCAUCUCACGCAGCUGGAGCGAGCGCUAGCG